Owenia fusiformis is the source of this 768-nucleotide messenger RNA. Lineage: Eukaryota; Metazoa; Annelida; Polychaeta; Sabellida; Oweniidae. The record is from the annotation of a GenBank genome assembly.
AUUCAUUGAAAUAUUAAGACAUGUUAAUGUGCUGAAAAAUGAUUGUCCAAAUAUUAAUUGCACUUUUGGCAAAUCUGGCAAACAGUCAGGAAGUUGUCAAAUCUGGUGAGGUCCAUGCAUUGUCUGGAGACAUAACAACAUUGCCAUGUGAUGUACCAUUCCCUGGCGAUGUUACCAUUUCAUGGUUCAAAUCCCAUCGGCGAGACUUCGGUCCCACUGGCAAAAAACUUAUAUAUACCAACGUGAACAAUCCAAAUAGAGAAACCACUGAGCCCAACAAGUACAAAAUGGAUGAUGGUGACAACUAUAACUUAAAUUUGCAAGUUAAUGCCAAUGAAUACACUCACCAUUGUGCUGUAAUACUGAGCUCUACAGACCAAAUGAAUGGAGUUUUGAAGUAGCAUUCCACUUCAGUUGCGACCACCAAGCAGUGAAUGCUCCAAUCAAUCAACACACUCAAGUUGGGUGCAAGUAUAGGGAGUCCAGAGGUGGUCCAAGACGACCAAUAGCAUGGUACAACGAGCAACAUGAAAACAUCACCACGAGAGAUUGUCACUUUGAUGGUUCGGAAAACGGUAGCACAAGAUAUGGCAUGUGUACUGAUUUGGUUCCCAACAGCCCAAAUGGUGUUGGGAAGAUGGAGAUGUUAAGAUGUACUAUGGAUUCUGGAGUUGAGGCAGGACCACAUAUAAUUAAAACAUUUGAUGAUAUUUCAUGUUUCACUCAAGUAACAAUCAUUUCAUAAUGGUUGUCGUAUCAUAAAUAUAU